CAGUUUAGUUGGAUGGGAGAAUGUUGAUGCCAGUUCUGUGCCAAAUCCUGAGGGUAGGAAAAUGAAACAAAUGUGGCUUCUGUCCUGAGAAGAGCUCAGAGUGUGAUGGGAGAGUCAGACGUGUUAGCAGGGGGUGUCCGCGGAAGGCGAAGCCCACAGAAAUGUGACACGCAGAGGGCUGUGAAUGCUCAGGAUGCCCGAGCCAGCCGGGGCGCCUGCAGAGGGGCCUUUCUGGAAGAGCUCACCCGGGGCUCAGCCCUGAAGGAGCAGGUCAGCCAGGCCGAGAACGAGGUCAACAACGAACGGCUGUAUCUGCCCCUGAAGUUGGGACAAGGGAAGAUAAAUAUCUUCUCCUUUGGCUUCCACGUGGUGGUGGAAACUGAUUUUGGCCUGAAGGUCGUGUAUGACUGGAAGACCUACCUGUCCAUCACGGUGCCUCGGAGCAUGCGAAACAGCACGUACGGCCUGUGCGGCCGCUAUAAUGGCAACCCAGACGACGACCUGGAGAUGCCCAUGGGUGUGCCUGCAUCCAGCGUCAACGAGUUUGGGCAGAGCUGGGUGAAGAGAGACACCUUCUGCCAGGUUGGCUGUGGGGACCGCUGCCCAUCCUGUGCCAAGGUGGAAGGUCUGUCCAAGGUGCAGCAGCUGUGUGGCCUGAUCCCCAGCGUGAAUGCUGGCUUCACCAAGUGUCACAGCAAAGUCAACCCCACCUUCUUCUACAAGAACUGCCUGUUUGACUCUUGCAUCGAUGGGGGCGCGGUGCAAACCGCCUGCAGCUGGCUGCAGAACUACGCCAGCACCUGCCAGACUCAGGGGAUUGCGGUGACCGGCUGGAGGAAUGACACGUCCUGCU
Messenger RNA from Manis javanica (Malayan pangolin), 853 nucleotides. Lineage: Eukaryota; Metazoa; Chordata; Mammalia; Pholidota; Manidae. The record is from RefSeq and is a predicted model, not a curated record.